GUCAUACUAAUUCCCUGUUAGGUACAACAGUAUGAAAAAUGCAUGGACUCACGAGGGGAAUCUUUCUUCUAAAUGAAAAGCGAUCAAUUGAUAGAUUGCUGAUGUGGUGUGCUGAAUAACUUUUUCUACACCUUCACUGGAUCUACAGAGCCGAACAUUUCAGUCAUCAUGAUAUACGUUAGAAGAGUUGGUCCCCUUGUGGUACACAGGAGACAGAGAGGCAAAAAAAAAUUGAAAUUUAUUUUCAUGAUGGCUGCCCUCAUAAUAUCCAUAAGCUUUGUCCUCAAGCUCCUGCAGAUGAAUCCUGAAUUAACUGUAUCAAAUUUAGUGGAAAGGUCAGUGGGGGGAGGAGUUUAUGUCCCGUGGAAACCUGAUAAUCACAAAAAUGAUGGUCCUAAAAGCAAAUGUGGCCUCCCAAAACCAUGUCCUGGAAAAGAUUUUGCCUUUAAGAUUUACAGCGGUGCAACAAACAUCAUUGGUCCACAAAUAUGCUUUGACGGAAAAAUGAUAAUAGAGAAAGACACACGUGGUAAUUGGCCAGGAAUUAAUAUUGCUGUUAUCAAUGAAAAAACAGGUGAACACGUCAACACUGGCAGCUUCAAUAUGUGGAACGGAAAGGUUGAGGAUUUGAUAGAGUUUCUGAAGUCAAUUGAGGAUGGUUCUCUUGUGUUGAUAGCCUCUUUUGAUGAUCCAGCCACAAAACUUAAUGAUGAAGCAAGGGCACUUAUUGCAGAUCUUGGCAGUUCAUAUAUUUCCAAAAUAAAAUUCAGAGAUAACUGGAUCUUUGUGGGAGGAAAGAAAACCAUAACCCAUGUCUCCUUUGAGACGCACAUGAAGAAUGAUAGGGAAACUAAUAAGUAUGAAAGCUGGCCAGAAAUGAUCGAGUUGGAAGGUUGCAUACCAAGAAUAGACUAAUUUUUUUUUUCCUGUAGCACAAUUUUUCUGCUAAAAGAACAUUUGCAUGUGUGUAUGAGUAAUUUUUAAACCUGUCUUCAGAAGCUAUUUAUUCGUCUUCAACAAUACAACAAGCUGACCCACAA
This is a messenger RNA of Rhinichthys klamathensis goyatoka, 1040 nucleotides long. RefSeq lists its product as uncharacterized. The coding region runs from base 169 to 915 and encodes 248 amino acids. Lineage: Eukaryota; Metazoa; Chordata; Actinopteri; Cypriniformes; Leuciscidae. The transcript has 11 exons. The record is from RefSeq and is a predicted model, not a curated record.